Vitrella brassicaformis is the source of this 1279-nucleotide messenger RNA. The record is from the annotation of a GenBank genome assembly. NCBI's taxonomy places the organism in Eukaryota, Vitrellaceae.
AUGUCGCGCUUGACAGAGAUGGCGGCCUGCGGCUCUCUGAGCAAGCAGCACCCUUGUGCCGAUGCUCAGGCAGCUGUUUCCGCCAUGAGGAGAACGCGGGACAACUGCGAGCUUGGGAGUGAGGAAAGAGAUGACGAGAUGGCUGGAUCUGAGCUGCUGGCUGCUGUAGAGGAGCUGGUGGGCUGCUAUGCGGGCCAUCCGAGAGGUAGGUGCAUCGAAUCUGCAUCAGCAAAAGGGUGUGAAUGAGCCAGAAUGCAUUGUCGGUUGUGUGUGUUGUGAUGCCAGAUGUGAGGAAGCGCGUGAGGGAGCUGGAUGGCGAGAAAGGAGAGGAGCUGCUGCUGCUGCUUCUGGACAAACUCAGCACGUAACAGUCGCAUCUGUCUGUCUGCAGAACUAAUGCAGCAUCCAUGGUGCUGUGCUCUUUGUGCCUGCAGCGACAUACGCGACGCCCGAUCAUUGGAAUGGGUCAACUCGCUGCUGACAUCGAAGAUCUCACAGAUGGAUAUCACUGGGCUGUCCGAGUCGUCGGCCACAGCUGACCCGCCACAAACGGAGGUACGGACUCACUGACUGCCUGAUUGACACACACAGACAAUUGCCUGUCCAUAGCGGGACCGGUGUUGUGCAUGGCCUGGGUGUGGUGUGUUGGUGUGUCUUCCUUUCUCUCAGGUUUUGCAGAGGUUGCACGAGCUCGUGAGUGACAGGGCCGAGAGCCAGCCGCAGGCACUCAGGUGAGUGAGUCAUUUCGCUGGACUGGAGGGUCAAUUCACACACAACAGCACCACAGAAACACGCUGUGCUGUGCUGUGCUGUGACUGUGGCUCCCUCCCUCCCUCCGAUAUUGCUCAGGCUGAAGGGGCGUCUGGCCAGCCUCGAGUCAGCCGUUCGUCUGAGGUUGAGGCUGCAGUCACAAGACAACCUCACGGGCAGCAACACACGGCCGGCCAUGAAUGAAAUGCAAGACCAAGAACAAGACCAGCAGCAGCAGCGAGCUCUCCCUGCCGCUCCGCCUCGCUCUCGCCUUCCCCUCCCCCCUCCCCCGGCGGCACAUCUGCGUCACCAUCAUCCACAGCAGGUGGUUGGUGCUGGCCGUCCCAAGGUGUUGAGCAAGAGGAUCAGGAAGGCGUCGCCCAUCAAGCCGAGGAGCGAUGACGAGAAGACAUCGGACUCGACCAGUGAGUGAGUGAAUGAGUGACUGAACGAUGGAUGGAUUGACGGAUGGGUGGGUUGACUUCCGGCAUGAAUGUGAAUACACACGAGUUGGAUGGAUGGAUGGAUG